AUUGCCAAACUGCAUGCUUCAAAAAUACAAAAAAGAUUCUUUUAACCAAGACAAGAAGCUAAGCAGAAAUCGUGUCAAUCGAUUUGAGUUUGCAUCUGGAAGAAUUUGAGACCAAACAGACCUCUUUUUCUAUACAAAAUUACCCAAAUAGCCACUUCACUUCACUGCACCACCACAUAAAUACACUCUCAAAACCCGCUUCUUUUCUUCUCUAUCCCUCUCCUCUUUCGGUUACUAACCGAAAGACGUUGCUUUUUUGAUUACCCACAUCAGAAGUCUGCAAAUUUUUCUAUUUUAGUUUCUGGGAAGAACGAAAUUUUCCUGGGAAACAAACAGGGAGGAAUGCAGGGGGAGGAACCGCUUGAGGACGAUUUGCGCUGCAAGCGCACUGAUGGUCGCCAAUGGCGGUGUAAUCGGCGGGUUAUGGAUGGGAAGAAGCUUUGCGAGCUUCAUCACUUGCAAGGCCGACAUAGACAGGUUAGAGAAAAGGUGCCGGAGUCUCUGAAGAUGGUGAGGAAAAAUAGGAGAAUGCCGAAUGUGGAGUCUGUGGGUGAGAUCAAUGGUGAAACUAGGGCACAGAGAGCGAGUAGUAGGCUGGUGAGAUUGGCGAAGUCGGUGAAACGCAAGCGAGUGAUUGGGGAAUCUGAGGCGCUGGAUGAGGCAGUAAGGAAGAUGAAGCUGAAGAGAGGGGAUUUGCAGUUGGAGUUAAUAAGGAUGGUGUUGAAGAGAGAAGUAGAGAAGAGAAAAAAGCUCAAGGGAAAGAAAAAGAAGAAGAAGAAGAAGCAGAGUAACAGCAAUGAGGAUGGUGAUGGCUGUGAGGAAGAGUUAACAAGAGUCUUGCCUAAUGGAGUAAUGGCAAUUUCUUCUUCAUCUCCACAUUUUGGCAAUGCAGGUUCUUCUUGUGACAUCAAAAUUGGGGCUGAACCAGUUGCAGUAAGAAGGAGAUGUUUUAGGUCUAAAAACAUUGAGCCAUCCCCUGUUGGCACAUUGCAGGUGGUGCCUUUCAAGGGCAAUGCGAUGGGUUUGAAGAGAGGGAAGAAGAGAUGCCAUUGGUGUGGAAAGAAAAGCUUUAAAAAUUUGAUCAGCUGUUCAAACUGUGGACAACACUUCUUUUGCAUCGACUGCACGAAAGAACAGCAUUUCCAUACACAAGAAGAAAUCAAAAUCACAUGUCCGGUAUGUCGUGGAACUUGUGGCUGCAAGUCCUGCACUGUCAUUAAAUGUGGAGGCACAGAAAACAAGAACCUUCUAGGGGACAAAAGUAAAGUCGAUCGAGUUUUACAUCUUCAUUAUUUAAUUUGCAUGCUUCUUCCUGUGCUGAAACAAAUAAACCAAGACCGCAGUGUAGAGCUAGAAAUGGAGGCAAAAAUAAAAGGUCAAAAACCCUGCAAAGGUCAGAUCUUGACAGUUGAAUUUAGAUGCAAUAAGCAACACUGCUGCAGUAACUGCAAGACUUCCAUAUUGGAUUUGCAUAGAAGUUGCCAAAAUUGUUCCUAUAAUUUGUGUUUAAGUUGUUGCCGGGAUAUUUUUCAAAAGAGCUUAUGUGGAAUUACGGGGGCACUUGACUGCAAAAGCCCAAAUAGAAGGAAUGGUUGUAGGCCAAUGCUACUGUGCUUAGAGAAGCAAUCUAUGAGCACAUCCAAUCAUGGCCAGGAAAGUACAUAUGUUUCUUCUUCUGCAUCACUAACUAGUUUAAGAGUUCCUGAUGGUGAUGCUAGUAUAUCAUGCCCUCCAAAGGAAUUUGGUGGUUGUGGUGAUGGGCUCCUCGCUUUGGGAUGUGUUUUCCCCUCAAGUUGGACUGAAAAACUAGAAAUAAGUGCUGAGGAAAUAGUUGGAAGCUAUGAAUUGCCAGAAGCAUUAGAUACUUCCUCAUCCUGCUCGCUAUGUUUUGGAAUGGAUAAUGAAGCUGAUGGGAUCAAGCAGUUAAGAGAAGCAGCAAACAGAGAAAAUUCAAAUGAUAACUUUUUGUAUUAUCCUACAAUUCUUGAUAUGCGAAAUGAUAAUGUGGAACAUUUCCAGAAGCACUGGAGUCAAGGUCAUCCUGUAAUAGUUCAAAAUGUGCUUCGGUGCUCCCCAAAUCUGAGCUGGGAUCCAAUAACUAUGUUUUGUACCUAUCUUAAGAACAAUGCCAAAUCUCAAAAUGAUGAAACACAUAAAGCAGACAGUUGCCUGGACUGGUUUGAGGUGGAAAUUGGUAUUAACCAAUUAUUUUUGGGGUCUUUGAGAGGGCAUACUGAAACUAAUAUGUGCCACGAGAAGCUGAAACUGAAGGGUUGGAUUUCUUCUCGUUUAUUUCAAGAACAGUUUCCAGCUCAUUAUGCUGAAAUAAUUAAUGCUCUACCACUUCCGGAUUACAUGGACCCAAAAUCUGGCCUGUUAAAUAUUGCAGCUAGAUUACCUGAGGAAAUUCCAAAGCCUGACUUAGGUCCAUGGAUAUAUAUCUCAUAUGUUAGCGGUGAUGAACUUGUGCAGGCAGAUUCUGUGACAAAAUUGUCUUUUUACUUUUUUGAUAUGGUUAACAUUUUGGCACAUACAACAGAUGCUCCUGCAUCCACAAGGCAGAUAUGUAAUAUACGGAAAUUAAUGGAGGAGAAAAAGGCUCAUGCUCAGGAGUAUACCAAGAUUGCUCCUGGCCAGGAAAUGACUAACCAAGUGAAAAGAAGUUCAGUGUCGAAUGGUGAAGGGGAAAACAUAGAAUUGCAUAAUAUGGUACGAAACGAAAUGAACACAUGGGACAUGGUCACGGGAGCAUCUCAUUUACUUGCUGCCACAAAUGGAGCAUGUGAACUAAAUCACAAAGAUAGAGAUGCUCCCCAUAUGAGAGAAAGUGAAUCCGAGACUGAUACUGAUUAUGAUUCUGAAGCCUCAGGACCUAGUCCUCGGACUAUUCAGCACUCAAAAAGAUCAGAAGACAAGGAGUUUUAUUUGCAUCGCACAGCUUCCAGCAAUAUCAGACAGGAAAACUUGGCUGAGUCUUGUGGUGCCCAAUGGGAUGUCUUCCGCAGACAAGAUGUUCCAAAGCUUUUAGAGUAUCUCAGAAAGCAUUCUUAUGAAUUCAGUCAUUCAUAUGGCUUUCAAAAGCAUGUGGUUCACCCAAUUCUCGAUAAGAAUUUCUUUCUUGAUACGACACACAAAAUGAAGCUUAAGGAGGAGUUUGAAAUUGAGCCCUGGACUUUUGAGCAACAUGUUGGAGAAGCAGUCAUCAUUCCGGCUGGGUGUCCAUACCAGAUAAGGAAACUAAAGUCCUGCGUUAACAUAGUUUUGGACUUUGCCUCACCUGAAAAUGCUACCGAGUGCAUCCAAUUAACUGAUGAACUCCGUUUGCUUCCGGAAGACCACAGAGCCAAAUCGGAUAAAUUUCAGGUUAAGAAAAUGGCUCUACAUAACAUUGAUGCGGCAAUCAAGGAAAUUCGGGAACUUACACGUGCAGACUAAAGUACCUACGUAUUAUUGGCAUCUAAUUUGUCUAGCUCCACAGUGACACCAUCAAGCAAUAGAAAAUAUUAACUUUCUUGAUGUAAUUGCGCUGUUUUUAGAGACGGGUGCCUCUAACAUAGGAACUCUAUUUGUUAGUGGUGCCGCAAAAAUCUAACUUUAUUUUCCUUGGUAUUUGGAACAAUUAUCCAAGACGAGAAAACCUCAUGUAUAUAAAUUGGCCAAGAGGAAAGAUAAAGAGAAUGUAUACGUUGCGUUGCAAUUCCA
Molecule: messenger RNA, 3702 nt
Organism: Carica papaya (papaya)
Lineage: Eukaryota; Viridiplantae; Streptophyta; Magnoliopsida; Brassicales; Caricaceae
Gene: B160
Product: protein B160
Biological process (GO): regulation of transcription by RNA polymerase II
Cellular component (GO): chromatin; histone deacetylase complex
Molecular function (GO): histone H3K9 demethylase activity; chromatin DNA binding; transcription coregulator activity
Source: RefSeq, a predicted model, not a curated record